Tupaia belangeri chinensis (Chinese tree shrew) is the source of this 7734-nucleotide messenger RNA. It is a transcript of the gene PCMTD1, whose product is annotated as protein-L-isoaspartate (D-aspartate) O-methyltransferase domain containing 1. The transcript has 7 exons. The record is from RefSeq and is a predicted model, not a curated record. Gene Ontology annotation, molecular function: protein-L-isoaspartate (D-aspartate) O-methyltransferase activity. NCBI's taxonomy places the organism in Eukaryota, Metazoa, Chordata, Mammalia, Scandentia, Tupaiidae. Gene Ontology annotation, cellular component: cytoplasm. Gene Ontology annotation, biological process: protein modification process. Bases 3808 to 4881 code for a protein of 357 amino acids.
AACUCAGUAUUUCUGAUAAUGCGAGUAAUAAUAGCAGUGCAUGACCUAGUUACAAUGAGUAGUAGGGAUAUCUCCGCUGUAUGAGAAAUCUAGAACCAGUAAUGCCCAUUUUCCAGUCUUGUUUUCAUUCGUGUGGUACAGGUAGUACCACCUCUCCUGCUGUUCCUGUGGACUUAGGAAAUGAUAUGAAUUGACAAGCGUUUUGGAAACACGAGGGUCGUACGUAACUAGGGAUUUUAUGCAGCUUUCGCUGAUGGCCGGCUGUGGAUAAACUGAGUGUCUUGAACUUAGGGAUGAUGCCAUCCUAAAAGGCCCCAAAUUUUGUAGUUGACUUGUUCUUUGUGUAGUUGUUUGGAAGUUUUAAAGUUGUAGAGAUACUUGAUUUAAUGACCUUACUUUGCAGGUGAAAAAUCCAAAGCCAGAGAAGAACGUGACUUAAAAACUUGGUAGCGUGACAGAGCCAGUCCUCCCUGGCCAUAGUCCGUUGCGAUGUGGGGGCAGGCAUGUUUUGACGUGAGCUCCUGCUGUAGUUGAUGCGGUCCCUGUGGGAGGAGAGGCACAGACCCUGUGACCAUGAUAGCAUCCAGUGCAUUUCGGCUUUGAAAUACUUUUAUGUUUGAAUGUCCUUUGUGAAUUUAUAACUGUCCAAGCAAAAGAAGCCGUGCAGUGAAAGCCUCGUCCAGAAGGAGCUGAAAAUUGGUGUGCUAUUCUCUUAUGCCUUCCCCUGAUCUCAGGAAAUUGUAAGAGAUUGUCACUUAAAUAUUUUCUGAAGUCAGAGGAUGCAAAUAACUAUUUUGUCUCAUCAGUUUUUCUAGCUCUCCCAUAAAGAUAAUUGAAAGAAAGCGUUAAGAUGAUUACUUCAUUCUUAGCGAGCAUACUUGUUUAGAAGACACAGCUCUCACAUUUCUUGAAAAAUGGAUUGUUCAGCAGCAAUCUGCAAAUCUGAGGUAGUUAUUCUCCAAGGACUUUCACUAUCCCAAAGGUAUAGUAACAUUGCACACAGAGGGUAUUUGCACAUAGUUAGGGUUGCUUUGGAGCAGGGGGGAUACUACAGUGGUGUAGUAAUGUAGGUUUGGGGAGAGCUUUGAGUAAGAGGACAGGAGAGACUUUGGGAGGUACAUGAAGUCCUGUAACUUCCACAGUAAUACAAUUUCAGUUUGAACUGCUUUUCUUUGAAGUUUGAUAUUCCUUUAUCACUCAUACCCUGCACCCUGAGGUGUCACUGAGCUGCUGCCUGCUGCCUUUCUAGGUUUGCAUUCACACCGCCUUCAAGCCAAUGAGAUGAGGAGAAUAAAAGGCUGAGGGGGAAGGUAAAGACUACAUCUGGGAAUAAAGGCAUCUUAAAAUUUGCCAAAUAUCAAAGUGUAUACUGUAGGUACUCCCAAGAGAACUAUUGUGUUUUUACUGUAAAUUACUUGAAGUAUUGAAUUGGAGGGUAGAGUAAGGAGAUAUUUUAAAUUCUGUUGGAGACAGUGGCCAUCAGUUGUCCAAUGAGAUGAGGAUUCCUGAGGUCAUGGGAAUAUAGACAGAAAGUAGACUUCCAGUUUGAUGUAGCCAUUGAGUACAUUUCAGAUUUGAAAGGACGUCCCCAAAUAGAAAGCUCGAACUUACUCUCAGUGUUCUCCAUUUAGUCAGCAGUUACCAAGUGCUUGCCGAGACCAUGUGACUGUUAGGACACUGUUUUUGUCUUCAGUGCGACAGCAGUCUGGAUGGGAAGGAUGUGUGGGACGAAAGGACUGUAGGUUCUGCUGAAUUACACAGUAAGUGCUCCAGGAGAGGAAGGCAGUUAGCAAGGCCGGAAGUAGCCAGUACGAUGGCGCUUCAUCUGUCAGCUCCUCAGAGAGCUUGGCCAGCCUUCCCGCUUCCAGGACUCUCUGGGCCUGGGAAGGGCAGCUACUCCUGAUCCUUGGUCAGUGUCUGAGCUGGCGGAAGGUGCCACGCUGUCCCUGUGUCACGAGACCCUCUCCCUUGCAGCCCUCUUGUGGGGGUGUGUAUCUCUCCUCACUUCUCUAUACACUACUCCUGGGUUUUUCUUCUUCACCUUAAGUUCAGGAUUGACAUUUCCUCACUUAAGGAGGUCCCUAGGUGGUUGGAAUUUCACGGGAUUUAAGAACUGGUGCUUUUUUCUUUUCUUUUUUAGUCUUUUCUGCUUAAAAAAUGAAAGUGUAGGCUGUGCUUUUUCUGUUGUUAAUCAGGAGUGAAUGGAAGAUGGUCAGUGUUGGGCAGCCGUGUAUCAGAGCCCGUGUGCAGUGUUCUGCUUAAUCCUCAGGGAUGUGGGAGUGGAGCUUACUCUUGCCCUCUUGGAGAUUCGGGAUGCAGAGGCCCACAGGCAGACGUGCCUGAGGUCAGCCUGGAAUGUGUGUCCCUACUGUUUCAUUCUCCUAGAUGUGAGUACCAAAAGGGAGGGUAAAGAGGGACUGAGACAUAAAAGGGAAGAAAAUGAUCGGAAUUAAAUCUUUUCAGCUAAAAACACAAUGAAAAAUUUGCAUUUGAAUUAGGACUUAGGAGCCUCUGAGCAGUUUGUCUUGCUUCAGGAGGGUGCCACAGCUUCACAGAUUGGACUGAGGUGCGGGCCAACUGCACCAGAGCUGUGAGGUCUUCAGGGACAAGCCUCAGUGAAAGGGGGUUAGUGCUCUCUGCAGGGCACUCACGUGGGAGAUGGAGCCCCGCGCUUGGGGUGCUAGGCGCCUGGGGAAUUUCGCCCCCAUAGGUCCCAUUGCUGAAAAAGCGAAAGUUCCUAGUUGUUGUGGGGAAUGUUGAGUUACUUCGAUGUUCUUGGCAGCUUUGGGCAAGUGGAGUAGUGAAACGUACCUCGGCCUGUUCUUUUCUUCCGUAAUUCUUUUUAUUCCAUCGUGUCUGUUCUUCCGCUCCAUCACGAGGAACGCGUCUCCCCUUGGGUAGCACUUCCACGCUCACCGCAGCCCUGGUCCCUCCUGCCCCCAGUUCCAGUUCGCCCUUGACCCCUGGUCUCCUUCCCAUAGCACUGGCUGAGCUGCUUGCUUCUGCAGAGAAGGGAGCAGCAGAAGAGCUGGCUGCCUCCCUGGGGCAGGAGGAGGGAGCGUGAGUCAGCGCUCAUUCUGUCCUCCCACCCGGUGACAUCUGUCUGCCAUCUGUCUGCUUCAGUCGUCCUCUGACUUGUCACCACUUAACCCACUACAGCGUCCUUCAGCUGUCUGAGAGACCCAUAAUAUUGAGGGGGCCUUCAGCAGUUCUUCCCUAGGGCAGCUCUGUGCAAGCCGGAAAUCAAAAUUGUGGCAGAAUAGCAAGAAACGCUUGGAACAGUGUGGAGCCCUUCAGGUGUGCCUGCGCCAGUGGCCUGUUUCCGAAGCACUUCCUGCACACGGGGAGAAGCCGCGGUCGGUAAACUCGUGACUUCCUCCCAAACGCGACCCCGUGAGUGUGUGCCUCUGUGUUCUUUCCGACACUCCCUCUUUUUCUGCCUUUACCUUUUCAUUCUUUCACACUCCUUAUUUGGCUUUUAUUGCUUAAUGCAGGACUUGAACACUCUUAAAAUUGUUUCUUCUCCAUGGACCAGAGAAGGCAGGAUGGGGCUGUGACAGUUGUGACCACAGUACCAGAUCUGCUGAGGUGGGGACAGACUUCACAGAACAUAUGCGUGCACAUGGGAGAGAGGAAGAGCACCCUCCACAGGGUCUGGUCCGUGCUGCGAUCCCCUUCCUGAAGAUUAAUUUAUUUUUGGAAAUCAAGUGCAAUAUUAAAAGGAAAACAAACCACACUACAUUAUUGGAAGCCAUUUCUGCUCAUUUUAUUACAUUUUAAAGUUUAUGAUUUGAUUUGAAUACUGUCAUGGGAGGAGCUGUGAGUGCUGGGGAAGAUAAUGAUGACUUAAUUGAUAACUUAAAAGAAGCUCAGUAUAUCCGCACUGAAAGAGUGGAGCAAGCCUUCAGAGCGAUCGAUCGCGGGGAUUACUAUUUGGAAGGCUACAGAGACAAUGCUUAUAAGGACUUAGCCUGGAAGCAUGGAAACAUACACUUGUCAGCACCUUGCAUUUAUUCUGAAGUUAUGGAAGCGUUGAAACUUCAACCAGGAUUAUCUUUUCUUAACCUGGGAAGUGGAACCGGAUAUUUAAGUACAAUGGUGGGCUUAAUUUUAGGUCCUUUUGGAAUAAAUCAUGGGAUUGAACUUCAUUCAGAUGUGGUGGAAUAUGCCAAGGAAAAACUGGAGAGCUUCAUCAAAAAUAGUGAUAGCUUUGACAAAUUUGAGUUCUGUGAACCUGCAUUUGUGGUUGGUAAUUGCCUCCAGAUAGCCUCUGACAGUCAUCAGUAUGAUCGAAUUUACUGUGGAGCCGGAGUCCAGAAAGACCAUGAGAACUACAUGAAAAUACUGUUAAAAGUUGGGGGCAUCUUAGUCAUGCCCAUAGAGGACCAGUUAACACAGAUUAUGAGAACUGGACAGAACACUUGGGAAAGUAAAAAUAUUCUUGCUGUUUCGUUUGCACCUCUCGUUCAGCCAAGCAAGAACGAUAAUGGCAAACCGGACUCCGUGGGGCUCCCCCCCUGUGCGGUCAGGAAUCUGCAAGACUUGGCUCGGAUUUACAUUCGGCGCACACUUAGGAAUUUCAUCAAUGAUGAGAUGCAGGCCAAGGGGAUUCCACAGCGGGCUCCACCCAAGAGGAAAAGAAAGAGAGUCAAACAGAGAAUUAACACUUAUGUGUUUGUGGGCAACCAGCUCAUUCCUCAGCCUCUAGACAGCGAGGAGGAUGAAAAAAUGGAAGAAGAUAACAAAGAGGAGGAAGAGAAAGAUCACAGUGAAGCCAUGAAGCCAGAGGAGCCACCUCAAAAUCUACUGAGAGAGAAAAUCAUGAAGCUGCCCCUCCCUGAAUCUUUAAAAGCUUACUUGACAUAUUUUAGAGACAAAUAAGGAGAAAGAAUACCUACUGAUAAUUCCUUUAGUCUUGAAAAAUGUAGUGUUUAUUAGAAGUUAAAAGAGAGAAUUCUUUCUUUCAUCAGAGCGAAUUAUAGUGGGGAAAAAAAGUAUAACUUGUCUGUGUCAGUAACAAAAAUGAUGUGUUCAGUGAUUUAAAAAGAAUCCCUUUUAUAAAAUCUAUUUUUCUUUAAAUGUUGGGAGAAUGCUGUUUUAAACUCAGAGUGAUCGCGAAGUGGAAUGCAACUAUAGUCAAGACUGUACUGUAAAUUCUUCCCUGACUCCUUAGAGAUUUGUAGUGGUGAGGGUUAUAUUUAAUUUUAUAUAAGGUUUAAAAGAUUGUUAAGCAUAUAUAAUCUGAUUCGAAUUGCACUUGUUUGCAUUUCCUUUACGAAAACUUUCUUACCGGAUAAGGAACUCCAAUGCUUUGUAGACCUGUUUACCUUCCUUUUGUCGCAGCCGCUCUAGCCGACUUGCUAUAGAUCUAUUCCGGGCAAUAUAUGAGUGCAAUAACAGUACAAGAGAUGGAAUAAUUUAGCUUUAAAAAAAAAUCAUGAGAUUUUACAGCCCAGGCCAAAUUUUUUUUGUAAUUUUUGCUACAGGGUGUGUAUGCUCAUGAGAGAAAUGGGGCUGGGGUUGUUGAAAAGUCACCUGCUGCUGGGGAUGGCCACCCCGCUGUCCCUUCUCCUCUUGGGAUUUUGGGCACUCACAUCCAUGUGGUCGGCAUGUUUUCUUCAAGACAUGGGUCAGGAAUUGAACCGCCCUGUCGGCCAUGUGAGAUCCAGCGCCCCUACCACUGUGCCACGGGCCGGCCCCGGUCCUGCUACUUUUUUUGCUUUAGAAUCUUUUGCCAAAAGACACGGGGAGAUACCUGCUUCUAUCACCAAGAUUCUAAGAGCACAGCAAGUGAAUAGUGAAGUAGGAAGUAUAUGCUUAAUCCAACUCUCAGUUUGUAUGGGCCCUUUACGUUUUCAGUAUUGAAAAAUGGUCAGGUUAUCUUAGUCUCUAGAAUUUUAAGAGGUAGUAUAUUUAGGAUCUCCUUUUUCUCUAGUUCAUUAUAUAAAGUAUUCGCUUUGAAAAAAGCCCCGCUGUCCUGUGUGCCCCCGGGCAGCGCGGUCGUGGGCAGCGUGAGGGACGCCGCUCCCGGAGCACGUGCAGGGCCGGGCAGCAGGCAGGGCGGGCGGGGCUGCAGAUGCACUUUAGCGCAUGGAGCUUCUGGUGUUCCGAGUGUUGAUCUGACAAGGAGGGCUCAGCUUGCCUGGAUCUGCUGUGGGUCUUUCUAGUCUAAGAAACAGUCACAGAAAUUACACGUAGAGGCCUUUUGUUUGGAACAUCCAGCUUAGAGUCGUAGUGUAAUCUUUGGGACCUGCGAGAUGUUCAUUAUUCCCAUAUUCUCUUAAUGUUUCUUCUGGUAGGUGUUUAAAGGUUUUCGUUGUUUGCUUACUGUCACACACUUAAGCUAUUCAUUUGAAUUUUGUUACAGCGUAUCAGCGAUCAGACAGGAAUCAUUUGUUUUCCUAGCAAGGCCUGGCAGCAGUCGUUCCCUGUUUAGAACACAGUGUGACGUGCGUGCUAUCAGUGCUGCGUGGACCAUGACCAUUCAAAGGGAAAGCACAGGCGGCACGGCGCCCGCCACCCGCGCCACCGUCGCAGUAGGUGCCCAGAUCUGCUGAGGGAAACCCAGUCCGUGUGGAGUGAAAGGUUACCACCAUUCUGCUGAGGUUCAGUUGCUUCGAAAACCUCAGUGCUUGAUGAUUCCACACGGCUGAAGAGAGAGAUUUGAUAGAGUCAGAAGCAUGAAAUUUUCCCAAGUAAUUAAGUAUAUUUUAGUAAUGCGAAAGACGAUUUCACGGAGAGCGCUUGUGUCGUACGGUGGCUGGAGGGUGGCACUGGGGGUAUCGUACAGUUUUUUGAUGAUGAUGAAGCUGUUGUCAGGAAAUGGCCAUCCAAUUUCUGUCUAGGAAAAGAUCCAUUUCAUUCAGUUGUCAUCUGUUAGAAAUGUUCAUUGUGUUUCGAACUCGUUGUUUGGGAAGUUGAUUCUUGAAUUCUCAGUGCCCACAUAUUUCUAUUCAGAAAACCUGGGGAGAGUUACCCUGGCAUCUCCUCACUCCCCCACUGUUUCUGUUGUUGUUGUCAGAGCUGAUAUCUAGAUAUGCAGAGAUCCAUAAACGGUUUUACUGCUUAGAGUGUUUGUUAUGGAUAUAUUUGAAGGUUGACUUUUUCAUACUGUCAUUCUGUUGACAUUGGUAAAAUGUAUAGUAGAUUUUCAUGAUCAUCACAUUUUUUUGUCAUUAAAAUGUAUCUUUUGUGUUUUUAAAUGCAUUCAUUUCACAGUUGUGACUUUAUCAUUGACUAAAUAAAGAGGUAGAAACAAAUGAAAAUUCAGAUGAAAAGCCUUUUUAAUCAAUGUGGAUAUAUUAAAAUAAGAAUAUUUUGGGUUCGUGUUUAUUUUUUCGUGAAUUCAUGUUUACUUGAGUAUGAAGAGUGUGCUUUAGUCAGGUGGAGGAGUGUGCAGAUCGGAUAAGCAGCAGUAAGCGCGCCAUGGGGACACAGUCGUGGGAUACGCAGCCAGGAGCAGCAGCGCCCACCUGUUCUACGCCUUUGUUUUGCAGAUGGGAAAAUAGCCUAGGGGUGGCACCUCUCGCCUGGGUCGGACAGCCAGUGAGAGCAGAGACGGUCUGGAAUGGUGCAGUGCCAGGUAAAUCCCAACACUGUCCACAGCAGGGGAGCCACCGAGAACAUCAUUCUGCUCCGUACUGCUUACUGGUCGAAAGACUACUCAGUUUUCGUAUUAAUGAAGAGAUACUAUUAAAAUGGUAUACUUAGUAGUUAAAAUAAAAUACAAACAUA